Molecule: messenger RNA, 764 nt
Organism: Aspergillus caelatus
Lineage: Eukaryota; Fungi; Ascomycota; Eurotiomycetes; Eurotiales; Aspergillaceae
Exons: 1
Coding region: 68-559 (163 amino acids)
Biological process (GO): double-strand break repair via homologous recombination
Cellular component (GO): Smc5-Smc6 complex
Molecular function (GO): ATP binding; ATP hydrolysis activity
Source: RefSeq, a predicted model, not a curated record
AAAUCACGAUAUUGUCGUUACCAAAUGCGCGGGGGCCUAACGUGAAGCCGCCCGUGGCCUUCCAACGAUGCCUUCAUUAGCGACAGUCCCUCGUCGCCGACAACGAAGCGAAGAAGAGGAGAGCGACGACUCGUCAAGCUCAACUGGCAACCCCACGCCCGCGUCGAACAGCAGUAAACGGAUCCGUCUGGAAGCCAGCCAAAGCAGUGACGGUGGGGAAGACACAGAAGGUACUUCUAGUGGGGCAAGUGAUGAGGAGGAGGAAGAGGAGAAAGAUGGCGAUAAUGUGAACGGGGCUUCGAAGCGAUCCAAGAUCGCGAAACCCCGCAGCCCGCAACACACGCAAAAUGGAGAUCAGCACAAUGGAGCAGCAGCAGUGCAGGAAGGAUAUAAACCCGGUGCUAUUGUGCGCAUCAAGGUCACUGAUUUCGUAACUUAUACGUCUGCGGAAUUCUUUCCCGGUCCGAAAUUGAAUAUGGUGAUUGGGCCGAAUGGAACGGGGAAGAGUACGCUUGUUUGUGCGAUAUGUUUGGGUCUGGGAUGGGGGCCUGCGGUAUAGUAUACCAUUGUCCUUUGAUUCAUGCUAGAAUUGAUACUGGGUGAAUAUGGAAAGAGCUGUACUGAUAUGAAGUCUUGUAUUCUAGCACUUGGGACGGGCCAAGGACCCCGGCGAAUUCGUGAAGCACGGUUGCAGGGAGGCUACAAUUGAGAUCGAGCUCGCAGGAGGACCCCGUUUUCGUCGAAACCCGGUCGUGACUCGGACG